Molecule: messenger RNA, 768 nt
Organism: Paraglomus occultum
Lineage: Eukaryota; Fungi; Glomeromycota; Glomeromycetes; Paraglomerales; Paraglomeraceae
Source: the annotation of a GenBank genome assembly
AUGCUCUACAAAGACACUAGAUCGCUCCACUCUUGUUUAAUACUUAAUAGUAAACUUUGCUGUGUAAUCGUUCGCAUAUUGUAUCGGAAUGUAUUCAAUAGAGCGACACACAAAAAGCGAGUCAAGCUGGUUAGAACAUUGCUCCACAGUUUGAAUAAAGAAGAGAGAAAUAGCUUGUCAAGAAUCGAAUUGAAAGAACUGGAUAAGGGGACAUUAAUACCCUACUUGACGUACAUUACAGAAUUAGACAUACAAAUAGUAUAUAAAGCGGUAGCUGACUGGGUAGACCACCAGCCUCCACCAAGAGACGACAGGAGGCAUAUUUCCAGCGUUCUGAUAUCUUCCAUAAUCAAUCAUUCCAGCACAAUUCACUUACGUAUCUCUGCUGGAAUACCCGAUCAUCCCUUUCGUCACUUUUGUUUCCCUCAACUUACAAAACAUGAUCAAAAACUACGAAAAUUAACCAUUGAGCGUUUCACGAGUAAUAAAACGAGCGAUUUGUCGCUCUUGUCCGACAUUAUCUUAUCUAUGAAGUCACUGGAAAGUGUGACCAUGAUUGCGACAGGCGGAUUAGAAUUGUUACUGGAUGCCUUAAAGAACUAUCGCGGUUCAUUAAAGAGAUUGGUGUUCCGGGGGUGUCACUUUGAGCUGGUAAAGAUGAAUGAUUACGUGGAGCUGUUGACUAAAAUAUGGGCGUUAAAAUUUUAUAACUGUUCGGGUAUCAGCAAAGAAAUAGAGUCGACAUUGGCAGGAAAGGAAGGAAUAUAU